This is a messenger RNA of Schizophyllum commune H4-8, 1358 nucleotides long. RefSeq names its product protein serine/threonine phosphatase 2C. The transcript is spliced from 12 exons. The coding region runs from base 43 to 1107 and encodes 354 amino acids. The record is from RefSeq and is a predicted model, not a curated record. Lineage: Eukaryota; Fungi; Basidiomycota; Agaricomycetes; Agaricales; Schizophyllaceae.
GGGGAUCACUAUCUUCGUCUCGACCACGACCUGCAUUGCUCAAUGUUCCUGACCUCCCUCUCCCGAUGCCGAGUUGCCUCUAUCAAAAGAGUAGCGCGCUAUAGCACAGUCGCUUCUGAACAUCCUUAUGUAUUCCACAUCGGCGCUGCAUGGAAUGCAAAGCCUAGCGAUCCCUCGCAUAAGCGUCCCCCACCACAAACAGUCCCAUUUGCUCCAGAUAGCCCGAUAGGGAAAUGGCGCGACGAGACCCUCAAAUGGCCACGAUUUGUGCGAACAACGCGGGACGCUGGCGAGGACUUCUUCUGUGUGCAGGCGAUGAAAUGCGACUCGGUAGAGGGAGUGGCUCUCGGAGUAGCGGACGGCGUCGGCGGCUGGGCAGACAGCGGCGUUGACCCCGCGCUGUUCGCGCAGGCCAUGAUGUACCACACCGCGCGAUAUUCGCGAGCAGCAUGGGCGGGCGAGCCCGAGAUUGACCCCACAUUGGACUAUGAGGAGCGAGAAGAGGUCGAGGGAUGGGAGCUCACCCCAUAUGAGUGCAUGGACCUUGCGUAUGGGGGCGUCUUGCGUGAGCGAGGCGUCCUUGGUGGCGCAAGUACUGCCUGCCUCAUUACGCUCAAUGCUGCCUCGGGACUUUUGCGAUCAGCGAAUCUCGGCGACAGCGGGUACGCGGUAGUGCGCUCGAAGAACGUGAUCUAUCACCAAGAGCCACAAACGCACUACUUCAACUGCCCUUUGCAACUUACGAAGGUGCCAGUUGGCGACCGACAUUUCUCUGGCGUCUGCGUCGACAGCCCGCGACACGCUGCCACCCACUCCAUGAAGCUGCGCGAUGGCGACCUCGUCGUGCUUUACACGGACGGCUUCGGCGACAACAUCUUCCUCCGCGAAAUGACCAGCAUCCUCUCGCUGAGCCAGAAGCACGACCUGCCGGACGAGCUGAUGCCCCAGUUCAUGGCGGAUCGACUCGUGGACCGGGCGCAUCAGACGAUGUACUCGGGGCGGGUGACGCCUUUCCAGAAGGAGGCCGCGCGGUAUGGGCAGAAUUUACCCGGAGGGAAGAUUGAUGACGUCACCGUCGUCGUUGCCCUCGUUCGGGAGACAUCAUGAGCUGUCGUAGCGCGAGUGUUAUAGCUAGGUUGACAGCUCGUUAGGUAUGGCUAGAGCCUCUCGGGGGUCAGUCUUAGCUGGAGUGUCGGGAGACACGCUCGCCGAGUUGGUCGGACUACAUCUAAGUUAUAGACGCACAUAUUGCUAUUCGUACAUACAUUCCCUCGCCGUAGAGGCGCAAAAUAUUUACCACGCCGUAUGCGCGAGUGAUAUCAGUGAUAUGACUUGAGCCUAUGUGUCAGGGAAAAAAU